Messenger RNA from Pseudo-nitzschia multistriata, 1775 nucleotides. Lineage: Eukaryota; Bacillariophyta; Bacillariophyceae; Bacillariales; Bacillariaceae. The record is from the annotation of a GenBank genome assembly.
GACGAUGGCACGACACGACAGCAGUGGAGCGUGAAACGGGCAACGUAUAACUUCUUUCCAGUGAAGCAGUGCGACAGCAGAUUUUUYAUGAAGCGAAUUUUGUUGGUUGGGGAUUCCGACAUUGCCUAUUGGCCAAAGGAAUUGUUCCCAACGCCGUGGGAGGGCGGAAACGAUUGCGACACGGAAUGGGACCAGACCCUCGUGAGCGGGCAUUCGGGUGCAACGCUAGCCGAAGUGGUUCCGCAUUUGCGAACGAUUAUCGAGGAAUCUCGCACCCUACGUCACAGCAACACCGCUAGUAAUGCAGAAUCAAGAUCCCAAACGUCGUCGUCGGAUGCACUCGUGGUCGUGGCCUGUGCCGGUGAAAACGACAUUGGGGAGGGGCUCUCUCUGGGAAAGAGCCUCGACGCGAUGCAGAAAUUCUUGGACCUCGUUUUCCUCGCCGAGGAUGGCAUCGGAAAUAACAGCACUGUCAGCAGUCAAACCACRMCCCACGACCGAUACCUCGUCUUUUUGGGUCCCAAAUUUGAGCCCUGGCUCCAGCACGAUCCCUCCUACAAAAAAAAGUACGAAGCCAUGGCGAGGGCAUUCCGGCACUGUCUGCAGGACUACAGCGAACUGGAUGGAAAUUCUGCCCACGGCCGCAUCCGCUUUGUGGAUUGCUUGACCAUGUUUUGUGGCGAAACCGCCAAUGUACCCGGAGCUCGGCUCUGUGGACGCGCCGAAGCAGACCCGCGCUAUUUUGCUUCCGAUCAGCUGCACCUGAACAGUCAAGGCUACUCGAUGUGGAAGGAUGUCGUYGAGAGCCAGAUUCGARGCCUCCUUUCGCGAUCGAAGCAGUCUCGAACUCCAACAAUGGGUUGAUAGAGGAAGGCUAUUCUGUGUAAAAGGAUGUUGACGAAAUCUAGGGACGAGGGAUCUGCUCGUUACUAGAUUCGGAAUGGUCGUCGACGCAACUUCCAAGAUAGGGGUUUCAUAGAGGGACUGAUGRGCGGAUGAAUAAACGGAGUGACAGAUCAGCUGUUCAUUCACUCCRCGCCCACGAAGAAAUUGCGUGCAUCAAAGAAAAUAWCUCGGAGUUGGAACAGAACGGAAAGCGAAUCAAAGCGUUGGUCCUCUGACAAAGAAGCUGCUUUCCAGCGCAAGGUCCAUUUGAUUUCGGUCUCGAAAGUGUGGCAUGGCUCCUGUACCAUCGACGGUGGAAUCUAUUUUUUCUGACYAACGACAACUGGUUCCACCUAUGCCCGCUUGCGAAGGAAUCAUUGAUCAAUCAAUCGAUCGAUCGAUCAAAGAAGAAAUMGUAAAAUUGAGGGCGAAGCACGUGUACACAAUGAAUUUGUGACGUAAAAGCCCGACGAUGAUAUACUCAAACACAGUGUGUGUUCGAACCGUUGCCAUGCUGAUAACUGCCAUGAGUUGUGGGUAUUAUGAUUCCAAGGUCUGAAGAUAGUAACGUUUGUAGUAUUGAUCUUGCUUUCGCAGCGAGAAUUUUUUACAGACACUAUUUUUUAUCAUCCGCAAUAUUUCUGGUGACGAAUGAGRGAGAUCUUCCCUGCAGCAGUGCAAUAAAUGAGUAUUAGACGAUUCACUUGCGGCURCUACCGAGGAACAUUGCUUAUUCUUUUUCUUGUUCUCUGUGACGAUGACCUAUAGGUCGGUGAGCUUGCCGGGGAUGAUGCAAAGCCACGGAAGAGGUCGCAAUCCGUACCGCAGUAGUACUAGCUACUCAACRGCAUGAUGAACGGAAACUAACACAAUAAUAUUGAUAAUAAAAA